Molecule: messenger RNA, 4659 nt
Organism: Penaeus indicus
Lineage: Eukaryota; Metazoa; Arthropoda; Malacostraca; Decapoda; Penaeidae
Gene: Tmx3
Product: protein disulfide-isomerase TMX3-like
Exons: 13
Coding region: 6-1310 (434 amino acids)
Biological process (GO): peptidyl-cysteine oxidation
Cellular component (GO): endoplasmic reticulum
Molecular function (GO): protein disulfide isomerase activity
Source: RefSeq, a predicted model, not a curated record
ACAACAUGGACGCUAUGAGGUUGCUUGUCUUCAUGACAGUAUUGGCAUUGAGUAAUUCUGCCAACCGAGUGCUGGAAUUAAGCGAUCGUUUUCUGGAGCUGCGAGGCGAUUCGUCAUGGCUUAUCAUGUUUUAUGCUCCAUGGUGUGGACACUGCAAGAAGUUAGAUCCCGUGUGGAACCAUGUUGCACAUGCACUCUAUGGCACAGAAAUUCGUGUUGGGCGUGUUGAUUGCACGCGUUUCACAGCAGUGGCAACAGAAUUUAGUAUCAAGGGUUUCCCCACCAUUAUGUAUCUCAAAGGGGACACAAAACACACCUACAGUGGUGACCGAGCCAAAGAAGACAUAGUUGGAUAUGCCGUCCGAAUGGCUGCUCCUCCAAUUCAGCAUAUAGCAUCUUUCCAUCACUUAAAAGAAAUCAUUGCGCAGGAAGAUCUGUUCUUCGUGUAUGCAGGGGAGAAGGAAGGUGCAUUAUGGGAUGCCUAUUCCGAAUUAGCAAAUAUAUAUAGACCCUUCAACUACUUCUACUCAAUUGAUGCUGGUUGUAUGACAGAGCAUACUGAGUUGGAGUACAACCCUGGUAUUCUAGUCUUCAAAGAUGGCCUAAACUAUUUCUUCCCAGUACCUGAGGAGAGCGAAAUAGCGGAGAAUCUAACUGUUGUCAACACAUCCCUGGCUGACUGGAUUAAUCAUGAACGUUUUCCAUUAUUUACGAAAAUCACACAUGGCAAUCUGCACCAACUGUGGAAGAUCAACAAAUUUCUUGCAAUCACAGUUGUCAAGGAAAGUAAGAUUGGAACAAUUACCACGGAUGAGGAUGCGGAAGACUAUGUUGAUGGGUACAAAUUCAAGGAUAUGGUGGAAUCUGUUAUCAAGAACAAUCGAGAAAAGUAUCACAAGCAUUACCAGUUUGGUUGGACCGGAACUCCAGAUCUAGCAAACAGUAUUGCCAUGGAAAGGCUCCAGCUGCCGUCGCUUCUUGUUGUAAACUCGUCCACCAUGCAUCACCACCUCCCCGAGGACCCUCCGCACCAUCUAACUCCAGCUGCCAUUGAAAUGUUCCUCGACUCUGUCAUAGCUGAGACUGCUCCGACCUACGGUGGAGAUACAUGGCCUGUGAGAUUCUACCGCAUCUAUUAUAAUGCAAGGACUUCAUUAGAGGAGAUGUGGCAGGGUAAUCCAGUCCUGACAGCCGUGCUCUUUGGCCUGCCCCUUGGCUUCCUGUCUCUGAUUUGCUACUCCAUCUGGUGCUCUGAUAUUAUGGAUGCAGACGAGGAGGAAGAAGAGCCUCAGCAUGAAAAGAAGGACUGAUCGAGGUUACGUUAUGGAACAAACAUCAAUGUGUGUUUCUGGGAAUAUCUCCAGAUUGCAGCCUGUCUUAGUCCAAACAUAUUUAAUGACCUGAACAAAUAUUAUUAAGAAGAGAGUAAAGAAAGAGUUGUAUUUUACUUAGUGUUAUGGAAUUUUUGAAAAUUCUCAAAGUCACCCAGUUAGAGAUACUCAAAAUCUCAAACAACAAAUGAUUGUUGUUGCUUGUGCCAUAUUGCUUUUGUUGAUUUUGGAAAAUUUUCAGCAUAGGGCAAUUAAAUGUGCAUUUUUUCCAGUAAACUUGAUGAUCGUAAUGAAAGUAGUUUAAGGCCUAUAAGUUAUAUAUGUUUGUGCAUGCAUAUUUGGACCUUGGCUUUUGAAAAAGGAAAGUCUUGUAUCAGACUCUUACUUUUUUAGAGUUUGAUUUGUACAGUAUUGAUAUGUGCAAUUUAUUGUUGGAAAUGCUGCAUUCCCAUUUGAAUACGUGCUUUGUGAUACUUAUUUAUUUUAAAGACUGAUACUUUGUUAUGUAAACUUGUGUAGGGUAAUUUCCACCAGUUUGUAAUCUACUAGUAUGUUAUUUUUUUAAGACUUAAGAUUUUAUUUUCUAGCUGUAAUAAUAUGUUUCCCAUUCAAAAUAUUCGGACAUGUUCUAAAAAGUGAAUUAUAAUUCAUGUAAUGUCAUUUUAUAAUGGUGCCUCUAGUGUGAUGAAAAUGUUACAAAAUUUUGAUCUCAUUUCUGGUUCUCAUUUUUAGAUUGUAUUAAAAUCUCAUUCACAUCAAAAUAAAGGGACGUGUGAGGUGAGGAUGAUAUGAGACAGAUUGAAAGGGGUUUCUAAAAAUCUGUAUUAAAAGAUUGCAUGUUUAUUUAUAUUAUAAACCCUGAAGAUUCUAUUUAUUAUAUAUUAUCUUAUGAUACAUACUAUGCUUUGUAAUCUAAGUAGCUGAUUUUCACUGAAGGACCAUAAUGUUUUUGUAACAGGAAAAGUCAGGGACUGAUUUAUACCUAUUUGUAAGCACUGGAUUACAACUGGAUUAUGAAGGUGUUCGUUUGUAUGUGAUGGAUGCACUUCGGCUUCGUUUAUGAAGUAAAUGGUUAAUUGCUAAGUUUAACAUAAUUGAGCAGCAGAUGAAAAAGUUAAAUUGCUCAGUUAUCAUGGGAAAUAAAAGUUUUAUUGGUUUAGAAUGUAAUAUGUUGCCAUCUCUGUUUACAGCUAUAUUAUAUUUUUGCUCCUAUUCCAGAUAAGUAAAUAUCUUUUUAGACUUUCAUUGAAUAUAAAAUUGUGUGCAGAAAACUAAUACCAGGAUAGUGAGACUUGUAUUGAACAGGAACUAGUCAGAAAUCCUUAUCAUAAACUUUUCUUUAUGGUAAGAAAAAUCUUACUGUGUGUAUAAUUGGUAAGAGUAGGUAUGUCACAAUCAUGUAGAUUGGUAAUUUUUUGUGAUUUGUUAAAUAUUGAUUUGAGGUUUUAAUAUAUUGAGACCAAAGCUUGUAAUCUGAAAAUAAAAGGAAUGGAAUUCAAUUUUUUUUUUUAUGUAAUUAUGACUCAAGUAAUGUCAGGCUUGUUAUAUUUCCCCAUAAAACAUACGAAUGCAUGCAUAUACACACAUGACAUAUAAACAUAUGCAUUGCCAUACACAUUUUCAUCAUUGUUGUAAAAAGCAAGAUGGGCAUUACAAGGUCGGAACUGGAACAGCCUGAUUAGAUUUAGGUUUUUAUACUAAUUGUAAAGAUGAAUGAGUGUUUUGGUGAAUAUUGUUGCUCUCUGAUGCAAAAGAAGUGUCUGUGUAUUUUAACCCAAUCAUCCUGUAUGGCAAGAAUACAUGCCAUGCCCAAUGUAAUACAAGUUUAUUUAUUGUAAUUACACAUAGAUGGCUCUACAAGUGCUUAGUCACCAAGGAGUUGGUUAUUAGUCCUACAUAUCUCACCUGUUUACCCUUUUCCUUGACUUUUGGAAAGGGGCUUUGCAAUCUUUCAUUGUCUUAAAUGGGACAGAACAUAAAUCCAGGGCGAAUGGGUUAAGAUACAAUGAAGCCAGUCUUGAAAAGAAUUAUUGAAACUUUGCAUUAUUGAAUUACCCAGGCAGAUGUAAUGACGGUCUUUGCAACAGAGCUCAUGGGCAUUUUCUGUUAUGACUCCUAUUUAAACUCAAUUUGCUUCCUUGUAUUAUAUUUUACUGCAUUUGUUUGUUAUCAUUCUUGCAUGCACAUUAGUAAAAGUGGCUCAAGGGAUAAAGUAAUGAAAUGUGAGACAGGCUGUAAGAGAUAUUUUGCUUGCAUGCAUCAAAUGAUAAUCAGUCUGGAACAAAAACAGGAAAUUUCCUUACUUUUAUCAAGCUUUGAAGUUUAAAGACCUUGAAUUUUGACUAGUGUAUUGAACUCUAUGUAAACAAGAUAUCCUUCUUCAUAUUGUUAGAUGAACAAUAUUUGUGAUAUAGUUAUAUAGAAAAGAAUAAACAGCCAAUAUAUUUUUAAUAAAAUACAACAGUUGAGGAGGAAAACGUGAGUAAGUCACCCCUAUACAUAUUUGGUAUAUGUGCAUACUUAGACAUAUAAAUGUAUUUCAGUAAGAUUUAUGGAGUUGUCCUGUGCUGAAUGUUGAUGAAUAAUUGUUAAAUUCAAGCAUAGUCUACAAACCAAAUAUUGUUUUAAGAUGUAGGAUUAAGUGCUAAGCAAGAAUACAUUUCCUCCUUCACAAACAGUGCAUAGAUUUGUACACUAUUUUGUGUAAUCAGUGUAAACCAAAAUACAGGUAUAGAAAAAACAAUUGUAUUUCACAUAUCUCUAAACUCUUUUUGAAUACUCAGUACAUUUUGGUUUUGUUUUGGUAAGUUUCAAAAAGUGACAAUUGUGAUGUGCUUUUUUAUUUUAUUAAGCUGGAAGGGAGACAGUUUGUGAUUUCAGAAAUAACACUGAAGUCUUGUCAACUCCUCAGUAAGAUGUAGAAGUGUUUUUUGUUUUUUUUUCUGGUAAAGAAGUUUUGACAGUGUGUUUGUGUAACACCACACCCCUCACAAACACACAUAAAAGUAUUCUUAUUCUGUGUAAAUGUUCAUUGGGCAAUUUGCUAACUAAAACUUUUUUUUUUCCAUUCUGUUCAUUGUUAUUUAUGUUAUGAUCUUUUUUUCUCUUAAUAUUGAUAUUAGGUUUUAUGCAUAGAAGUGUAAGCCACUGAUUUGCUAGGUUUAACACAUUUCUGUAGUAUAGGUGUAGAAUGGAAAACUAGUUCUUCUUGCACAUGCAUAAGUCUUGAGUUAAUGUGGUUAUGUAUGUUGUGUAGGUUACAAAGGAAAAUGAUCACUUGACAUUCUAUUAUACCAAAAAGAUGAAAAAAAUAAAGUGUAACCAUUGA